This is a messenger RNA of Acanthosepion pharaonis, 1743 nucleotides long. NCBI's taxonomy places the organism in Eukaryota, Metazoa, Mollusca, Cephalopoda, Sepiida, Sepiidae. The record is from the annotation of a GenBank genome assembly.
AUGUUUAAUUGGGUCCUUCCUUCCUUUCUUCCUUCCUUUUAUCCUUCCUUCUUUCCUUCCUUCCUUCCAUUCUUCUAUCCUUCUAUCAUUUCCUCCUUCCUUCGAUCCUUCUUUCUUUCCUUCCUUCCUUCCUUCCUUCUUUCCUUCUUUCUAUCCUUCCUUCUUUCCUUCCUUCCUUUCUUCCUUCCUUCCUUCAUUCCUUCGAUCCUUCCUUCCUUCCUUUUUUUCCUUCCUCCCUUCUUUCUUUCCUCCCUUCCUUCCUUCCUCCCAUUGCUUCCUUCUUUUCUUCUUGCCUUGAUUACUCCUAAUUUUUAUUCUUUUUCUCUGUCUUCCUUCUUUUUUUUAUUCUGUCCUUCCUACCUUAGUUACUUGUUUAAUUUUCUCCUUUGUUUCCUUGUUUCUUUGAUUCAAUGUUUAAUUGGGUCCUUCCUUCCUUUCUUCCUUCCUUAUAUCCUUCCUUCCUUCCAUUCUUCUAUCCUUCUAUCAUUUCUUCCUUCCUUCGAUCCUUCCUUCCUUCCUUGUAUCCUUCCUUCUUUCCUUUCUUCCUUCCUUCUAUCAUUUCUUCCUUCCUUCCUUCCUUCCUUCCUUCCUGCCUUCCUUCCUUCCUUUUAUACUUCCUUCCUUCCUUCUAUACUUCCUUCCUUCCUUCCUUCUAUCCUUCCUUCUUUCUUUCCUUCCUUUCUUGUAUCCUUCCUUCCUUCCUUCCUUCGAUCCUUCCUUCCUUCUAUUCUUCCUUGUAUCCUUCUUUUCUUCAUUCCUUCGACCCUUCCUUCCUUCCUUCCUUCCUUCCUUCCUUUGCUUCCUUCUUUUCUUCUUGACUUGAUUACUCCUAAUCUUUAUUCUUUCUCUCUGUCUUCCUUCUUUUUUUAUUCUUUCGUUUUGUUCUUUCUUUCUUUCUUUCUUUCUUUCUUUCUUUCUUUCUUUCUUUCUUAUAUAAUUCGUUUCAUUCUCCUUUUAUUUCUUUCAUUUUUCUUUCUUUCUUUCUUUCUUUCUCAUAUAAUUCGUUUCUUCCGUUCUUCCUUUCUUUCAUUCUUUCUUUCUUUCUUUCUUUCUUUCUUUCUUUCUUUCUUCUUCCUCUCUUUCAAAUAUAGUUCCUGUCACUUUGUUCUAUCAAUCGAUCUCUGUUCAUUAUAUCUAUCUAUCUAUCUAUCUAUCUAUCUAUCUAUCUAUCUGUUUCUGCCCAUAUCUAUCUAUCUAUCUAUCUAUUCAUCUAUCUAUCUAUCUAUCUAUCUAUCUGUUUCUGCCCAUAUCCAUCUAUCUAUCUAUCUAUCUAUCUAUCUAUCUAUCUAUCUAUCUAUCUAUCUAUCAUUAACACCUUUUAUAAUGUGUAACUUCACUGACCGCUGCAUUUCCACUUGUUUUUUGUCAUCUAUCUAUCUAUCUAUCUAUCUAUCUAUCUAUCUAUCUAUCUAUCUAUCUAUCACAAACUGUUCGUCUCUAUCACAGUCUGGACACAUCUAUCUAUCUAUCUAUCUAUCUAUCUAUCUAUCUAUCUAUCUAUCUAUCUAUCUAUCACAAAUUGUUUGUAUAUAUCUAUCAGACUCUCUACACAUCUAUCUAUCUAUCUAUCUAUCUAUCUAUCUAUCUAUCUAUCUAUCUAUCAAAAACUGUUCGUUUCUAUCACAGUCUGGGCACAUCUAUCUAUCUAUCUAUCUAUCUAUCUAUCUAUCACAAACUGUUCGUCUCUAUCUAUCACAGUCUGGACACAUCUAUCUAUCUAUCUAUCUAUGCCUUUGUUCUUAA